Messenger RNA from Egretta garzetta (little egret), 783 nucleotides. RefSeq names its product granzyme A-like. Gene Ontology annotation, molecular function: serine-type endopeptidase activity. Lineage: Eukaryota; Metazoa; Chordata; Aves; Pelecaniformes; Ardeidae. The record is from RefSeq and is a predicted model, not a curated record. Gene Ontology annotation, biological process: proteolysis.
AUGACAAGCCACCUGUUAGCUCUCCUGCUCUCCCUAAUUGCUGUUAUCCUACCCCCAAGAUGUGGCUGCACGGACAUUAUCAGAGGACACAUCGUGCAUCCUCAUUCCUGGCCUUAUAUGGCUGCUAUCCAGGUAAAGAAUUCAACUGUGUGUGGAGGAGCUCUUGUGGAAAAGCAAUGGGUUUUGACAGCAGCGCAUUGUGAAUUAGACAAAUCAAAAAUUAGAGUUGUUCUUGGAGCCCAUCAAGCAUCUGUAGCUGAAAAAGAACACAGAUUUAAGGUUAUGAAGUCCUUUCCGAAUCGUCAGUUUAGCGGGUCUUCCAAAGAAAAUGAUAUAAUGCUCCUCAAGGUAUUGUCUGGUGGUAUUGCAAAGCUGAAUAAAUACAUGCAACUGCUGCCUCUGCCUGUCUCUUGUGAAGAUAUCAAACCUGGCACAAAGUGCAAAGUGGCUGGCUGGGGACUCAUCUCUCCAGAAAAGCCGUCAGAAUAUCUUCAGGAAACAACUCUUGAGAUUGUUGAUAGAAAAAGCUGUGAGAAGAAAUAUGGAAAAAACGUAGAAAUAACCAGAAACAUGUUGUGUGCUGCGGGGAAAAAUAUAUUUUUUAAGAGAGACACUUGCCAGGGAGAUUCAGGUGGGCCGUUAAUCUGUGCCGGUUGAUACAGUGGGAUUGUUUCUAUUGGAAAAGGAUGUGGAAGAAGAGGCAUGCCUGGAGUUUAUACACGACUGACUGAAAAAUAUAUUGACUGGAUAAAAAAAAUAAUUUCCCUUCACAGAGAUCCAUGA